This is a messenger RNA of Plasmodium gallinaceum, 567 nucleotides long. Its product is annotated as bacterial histone-like protein, putative. The transcript has 2 exons. The record is from RefSeq and is a predicted model, not a curated record. Bases 1 to 567 code for a protein of 188 amino acids. Lineage: Eukaryota; Apicomplexa; Aconoidasida; Haemosporida; Plasmodiidae. Gene Ontology annotation, molecular function: DNA binding; structural constituent of chromatin.
AUGUACGCUGCAUUAUAUCUUUUUUUUUUCAUAUUUAAAAUAGUUUAUUCACGUAAAGCCUUUAUUAAUGUUCAUAAGAACAAUAUUAUAAACAAAAAAAUUAGUGUUAGUAAUCCUUAUAAUAAAAAUGUAUUAUAUCAGUCUUCCUCUAAAGUUCCCGUAUCACAGGUAAUUACAAAAAAACAAAUUAUAGAAGAAGUCUCAAUGGAAACAAAGGAAAACAAAAAAACGGUUGAAAAAAUAAUGAAUGGAAUUUUUGAUAAUAUUUAUAAACAUUUAGAAAAUAAUGAAAAAAUUUAUAUUCACAAAUUUGGAGUAUAUUAUAAUGUUUUUAGAAAAAAAAGAUGUAUUAAAAAUAUGAGAACAAAAGAAGAUAUUCAUAUAGAAAGUAGCCAUAUGCCUCAUUUUAAAUUUUCCAAAAUAUUUAAGGACUUAAUAAAAAUGAAUAUAAAAAUAAAAAAAGAUAAAUCUGAUGAUGAUGAAAAUGAAUUAGAAGAAGAAAAUUUUCAUAAAGAAAAUAUUAACGAAAGUUUUAAAGAAAAUGUCAAUGAAAAAUUGAUUUACUAA